This is a messenger RNA of Loxodonta africana (African savanna elephant), 4944 nucleotides long. It is a transcript of the gene PREPL, whose product is annotated as prolyl endopeptidase like. NCBI's taxonomy places the organism in Eukaryota, Metazoa, Chordata, Mammalia, Proboscidea, Elephantidae. Gene Ontology annotation, cellular component: Golgi apparatus; cytoskeleton. Bases 1486 to 3669 code for a protein of 727 amino acids. Gene Ontology annotation, molecular function: serine-type endopeptidase activity. The transcript has 15 exons. The record is from RefSeq and is a predicted model, not a curated record. Gene Ontology annotation, biological process: proteolysis.
UUCCCAGCCUCCCUCCCACUGCCUCAGCUAGCUGGCCCUCCCCGAAUUCCGCAUUUCCGGUAUUCUCGUCUCCUUGGCAACCAGGACCGCGCUGAUCGCAUCAUUGCAGCAUUUUUCUGGCGGCCAUUUUGAGUAAGGGCAGAGAGGAGGGUGAAGGGGCUGUAACAGAGCUGGUGCGACGCUGCCUCUUUUUGUUCUCGUCUCACCUUUAACUCCGAAAACUAUAAAGGGACCAAACGGUUCAUUCUUUGAUGGUUAUAGACGCUAGGAGGAGAAAGACCCUUUCUUGACCACAAUAAAGAUGGCGAAAAAUGCUUAACACUCGUGCUAGAGUGGGGUUACGUAGAACGGCGUGCUGCAAACCAGCUCUGGGCGGCUCUGAGUAGGUUGCAGUCUUGCGAGCUGCAGACGCAGACUCCUUCUGGACGGGGCUGAGGUGUCGCUUGCGCUCCUUUCUAGAAGCUGGGGUUCUCCGGCCUGCCUCCUCUUGUUUCUGUGUCCAGAGCCGGACUUCUCUUUCAAUUUGCUUUUGCAGAUGAAGAAACUGAGGCCCAGGGACAGGUAGUAACUGCAAGAACCAAGACCUGAACUGAGGCUUACUUACUAGCUAUCAGGGUUGAUAAGAACCAGCUGCCCAGCAGAAACCUGAGACGGUCUCACGUUUUAUCUGUGCAUCCUGAAAUGCUCCCCCCCCUUUUUUUUUUAAUUAAAGAGCCACAUACAUUUUUAAUAUUACAGUCUAAUAGUCUGUUAUAUCUAAGAUUUGGAAACAAACCAGAUUGGACUUUUUGCUAUAGUCCUUACUGUCUUUAAAAAGUGACCUGGAGCAGUUGCUUCAAGCAGCCAGAGCUACAGUUUCCUCACUUGUAAAAAUGAGCAUAGUAAUAGCUACUUUAUCAAGUCCUUAUGAAGUUUAAAUUAAAUAAAAGCACCUGGCACAUAGCAAACUCCCAACAAAUAUUAGCCAUCCCCUUCCUCCUCCCCAGCCUUAUUAAGCAGUUAGGCUUUUUUAAGUUCAUCCUCUCCACACACAUAACCAAAGUCAUGCUCAGAAUUAUGUAAGAUCAAAGCCAUUUAAAGCCCUCAGAGUUCCUCAGAUGCCCCAUUAAGUCUAUGUACUUAUUUGCAGAUUUUCAUUUUGUUUUUUGUUUUCUGUUUUAGUUUGGCCCUUUGUGUACCAGAAUCAGUGCUGCAUAGCUUGAGCCUGAUAGGAUUGAUUUUACAAAUGAGACUUUUAAGUCACAUCGGCUGAGAGUGUGAUUUGAAUGAAACUUUAACUUGUACACAUUUUCAGGUUUAUUUAACCUAAAUUAUCAGCUGUCUGCAGUAAUUCGUAACCUAAGGGGUGCAUGGCCCUGAAAGGGAGGGAUAAGAACUGGCAAUCUUAGAUGCUCUGAGAACCCACUACUGUGUGUAUUCGAAACCUAUGAAAUCGUUCAUGUGCUGACGGCCCCAAAGGGAGCAUAAACCAGGGACUUUGCUAUCAUGCAGCAGAAGACCCGAUUAUUUCUCCAGGCUCUGAAGUAUAGUAUUCCUCACCUUGGGAAAUGCUUGGAGAGACAGCGUUUGAAUCACUGUCACUUCGCUGAUCAUUGUUAUGGUAGAAUAAGAUUGAGAAACUGUCACGUAACCAAGUGUCUGCAGAAUAAAAACAAGAUAACAGAGUUAGCAAGACACGUCCCAAGUCGGAGCUUCUCCUCUAAGGAUCUUCCGCCUAUUAAACAAGAAAACGAAAAAUCCCCUUCAGGAAACAUGGAUACAUUUGAAAAAGUGAGAACAAAAUUAGAAACACAGCCACAAGAAGAAUACGAAAUCGUCAAUGCCGAGGUUAAACAUGGUGGUUUCGUUUACUAUCAAGAAGGUUGCUGCUUGGUUCGUUCAAAAGAUGAAGAAGCAGACAAUGAUAAUUACGAAGUUUUAUUCAAUAUGGAGCAACUUAAAUUAGACCAGCCCUUCAUUGACAGUAUCAGAGUAGCUCCAGAUGAAAAAUAUGUGGCCGCCAAGAUAAGAACCGAGGAUUCUGAAGCAUCUACCUGUAUAGUCGUGAAGCUGAGCGAUCAGCCUGUGAUGGAAGCUUCUUUCCCAAAUGUGUCCAGUUUUGAAUGGGUAAAGGAUGAAGAAGAGGAAGAUGUUUUGUUCUACACCUUCCAGAGGAACCUCCGCUGUCAUGAUGUGUAUCGAGCCACUUUUGGUGAUAACAAGCGCAAUGAACGUUUUUACACAGAAAAAGACCCAAGCUAUUUUGUUUUCCUUUACCUCACAAAAGACAGUCGUUUCCUCACCAUAAAUAUUAUAAACAAGACCACUUCUGAAGUGUGGUUGAUAGAUGGCCUGAGCCCUUGGGACCCACCAGUCCUUAUCCAGAAGCGAAUUGCUGGUGUCCUUUACUACAUUGAACACAGAGAGGAUGAACUAUACAUUCUCACUAACGUUGGUGAGCCUACAGAGUUCAAGCUAAUGAGAACAGCAGCUGAUAGUCCUGCCAUUAUGAAUUGGGAUUUAUUUUUCACAAUGAAGAAAAAUACCAAAGUCAUAGACUUGGACAUGUUUAAGGAUCACUGUGUUUUGUUCCUGAAGUACAGCAAUCUACUUUAUGUCAAUGUCAUUGGUCUGGCUGAUGAUUCAGUUCGGUCUCUAAAGCUCCCUCCCUGGGCCUGUGGAUUCAUAAUAGAUACAAAUUCUGACCCAAAGAACUGCCCCUUUCAGCUUUGCUCUCCAAUACGUCCCCCAAAAUAUUACACAUAUAAGUUUGCAGAGGGCAAACUUUUUGAGGAAACUGGGCACGAAGACCCAAUCACCAAGACUAGUCGUGUUUUACGUCUAGAAGCCAAAAGUAAGGAUGGAAAAUUAGUGCCAAUGACCAUUUUCCACAAAACGGAUUCUGAGGACUUGCAGAGGAAACCCCUCCUGGUACACGUGUAUGGAGCUUAUGGAAUGGAUUUGAAAAUGAAUUUCCGACCUGAGAGGCGGGUGUUGGUUGACGAUGGAUGGAUAUUAGCAUAUUGCCAUGUCCGGGGUGGUGGUGAGUUAGGCCUCCAGUGGCACGCUGAUGGCCGUCUAACUAAAAAGCUCAAUGGCCUUGCAGACAUAGAGGCUUGCAUUAAGACGCUUCAUGGCCAAGGCUUUUCUCAGCCAAGCCUAACAGCCCUGGCUGCUUUCAGUGCUGGAGGGGUGCUAGCGGGAGCCUUGUGUAACUCUAAGCCAGGGCUCCUGAGAGCUGUGACUUUGGAGGCACCUUUCUUGGAUGUUCUCAACACCAUGAUGGACACUACACUUCCUCUGACUUUGGAAGAAUUAGAAGAAUGGGGGAACCCUUCAUCUGAUGAAAAACACAAGAAUUACAUAAAACGUUACUGCCCCUAUCAAAAUAUUAAACCUCAGCAUUAUCCUUCGAUUCACAUCACAGCUUAUGAAAACGAUGAACGUGUACCUCUGAAAGGAAUUGUAAACUAUACUGAGAAACUCAAGGAAGCCAUCAAAGAGCAUGCUAAGGACAAAGGCGAAGGUUAUCAGGUCCCCAAUAUUGUUUUAGACAUUCAGCCUGGAGGCAAUCAUGUGAUUGAGGAUUGUCACAGAAAGAUUACAGCCCAAAUUAAAUUCCUGUACGAAGAGCUUGGACUUGACAGCACCAACGUUUUUGAGAAUCUUAAGAAAUACUUAAAAAUCUGAAGCGCCACAUUCAACUGGGAAUGGGAAACACACUGAAAUAUUUCAUAGUCUUACUUUCACUUGGGUUAGGAAAAGUGAGAUUUUUUUUUCAGUUAUUCAAUAAUUUUCUAAAAAUUUGCUUCUCCAUCCAAAUUGUGCUUAGUCGACUUCUCGCUUUUUCGUACAGUUCGAUCCAUUAAGCAUAGGCCCCUUAGCCUAGGAAAGCGGCUUUCAGAUCAAAUGGUGCCCCUUCAAAGGGCAUGAAAUAGGGAGCAAGGGAGGGACUGGUGACAACAGGGCUCUGGGUGCCUCCUCCAGUCAGAACAGCUUUGCGUUGUCUGUUUUAAUAAGGUUUUCUUGAACAGUUCACAAAUCAGCACCCCGCCUCUUUACCCUGAAUGUUUUUAGACAGUAGCAGUGGGUCAUCUUCUAGUUUCUAUGGCUGCAUUUUAAGGAAAAAGAUAACAUUCUUCACAUUAAAAUCAAUUAGAUCUUUCAAAUAAUAUGGGCUCCUAAGUGGUUCUGAUCAUCUCUUAUUGAUGCUAUCUUGGUGAAGUUACAAGUUCUGCAAGCAAUCAUUUUCUUUUAAAUAUUUUAUUAUUCUUGAACAACAUUUGAGAACCUUUCCUAAAGUGGUCAUAGUCGCACUACAGAAAUAGCUAAGAUUCAUGACAAUUCUUCCUAACAGUUACCCAGCAGCAGCAAGCUGUACGGGGAAGUUACUGCGAAUGCUCGUCAUGAAAACGCGUGCCCCGUCUUGGCCUCUCGUUCACAGAGGUGCCUAACACAGGCUGUGUAAUAUGUGUAAUCCACUGGAGUAGCAUGCCCGACUGGAAACAAAACACUUGUCCCUGAGAGCCGUUUGGCCGUGAAGGGGAUUCUCUGUCUUGUAUUCAAGGAUAAGUCCUUCCCCCUUGUCCAGCACAAUGGCACUGGUUUCAACGGUACCGCCGUUGUAGGCUGAAUUGGUACUUAACCUUACGCUCACAGCAGCCGGAAGUCCUGAAAUCAUUUCUGCUAGAUUUACCGUGGAUGUUGAUUCUCCAAAAUUCAGAACCAUGGUAAAGACUCUGUCGAUGCCAUCCAGCUCUCUCGUGUACACGACGACUUGGCUGUCAUCCCCCACACUCCCCACAUGGCAAAACCAGCCCCUGCUGAGAAGCAGCUCGUUGGCAUGAAGUGAAGCUAAUGUUUGAUAUAACUUCAAAGCUGACCUGUACUGAGUCUUCUGGACCUAUUGGAAAAAAAAAAAAAAAAGUUAUUUACAUAGAUGUUUGAUUCAAAGGGGAAACCCCG